Molecule: messenger RNA, 1620 nt
Organism: Labeo rohita (rohu)
Lineage: Eukaryota; Metazoa; Chordata; Actinopteri; Cypriniformes; Cyprinidae
Gene: foxe1
Product: forkhead box E1
Exons: 1
Coding region: 325-1389 (354 amino acids)
Biological process (GO): cell differentiation; anatomical structure morphogenesis; regulation of transcription by RNA polymerase II
Molecular function (GO): RNA polymerase II cis-regulatory region sequence-specific DNA binding; DNA-binding transcription factor activity, RNA polymerase II-specific
Source: RefSeq, a predicted model, not a curated record
UCUCUCUUCAACGUUACGAAGACCACCAUCAAAUUUAUGUGAGUGCUUCCAUUUUUUAAACUUGGUACUGCAAAAACUGCUAUGAAUUUAGGGCAUUAGUGUAAGGACACACCUGACGUUCCAGAUGAAGUGCAAAGGAACUGAUAUUUCUGGUUGGGGAUUUUAAGGUCUGCAUUAUGACUGGUAUUUUUUCACCAGAAUAUUUCCAGCAAGCAAAGAACAUUUGUUGCUCCUGACAAAGAACCAAGUGAACCAAAACCGUGACAGUCAGACUAUCGUGAUUUUCAAGCUGUGCUACCGUUGGGAGUCAUUCUAACUAGAGUCAUGCCUGUGGUUAAAGUGGAGAGUGAUUCUCCCUCUGAAACCACUCUUCCAGUGAAUGACAGUCAGAGAGCAGAGCCGCAAAGAGGGCGCCGGAGGAAGAGGCCCCUUCAGCGAGGCAAACCACCAUACAGCUACAUCGCUCUGAUCUCCAUGGCCAUCGCCAACUCACCCGACCGCAAACUCACUUUGGGAGGGAUCUACAAGUUCAUCACUGAGAGGUUUCCUUUCUAUCGAGACAACUCCAAGAAAUGGCAGAAUUCCAUUCGCCAUAAUUUGACACUCAACGACUGUUUCAUCAAGAUCCCCCGAGAGCCCGGUAGACCCGGAAAGGGCAACUACUGGGCGCUGGACCCCAACGCCGAAGACAUGUUUGAGAGCGGAAGCUUUCUACGACGGCGAAAGCGGUUCAAACGCAGCGACUUCACUACGUAUUCAUCAUACGUUCAUGAGUCUCCCGUCUUCUCGCCAGUCCAGAUUGCACGCUCAGCCUACGCCAACUCGGUGUACUCCAACAUGGCCGUGAGUCCGCCAUAUGCACAACAGCUGCCUUCCGCCUACUACCAGUCCUCUUCUCCAAGCUUCAGCGCUGGUCAGUCCAGGGUCUUCAGAAUCAACUCUAUCAUCGGGUCACCUGGCAGGAUGGGGCAAAGUGCAGAGAUGAUGCCUCAGCAGUCUUGCCGCAGUUUCAGUCCUGACAGUGGCUCAUGCAGUUUGGGAGGCCCGGGAUUCCAACAUCAGUCCUGCAGCGGGGAGACGGUGCUGUCGUGCUGCUCAGGCUCCUCAAACAACAUGGCCUUUGCCUACUCCAGCCCAGGACAUGGACAAACUCAGGUAUCAUACCCGCAAGGUAGCACCCAGGCCUACGGGCCAACAGGGAGGGUGGCCAUCUCCAGUUUGUCUCCCAUUGCUGGAGAUGCUGUGGGGGACCCCUAUGGUAGAACCUCCCCUGCACAGCUGGGCUCUUUUGUUCAGUACAAUAACUCUGGUCCCGUAGGAAGCUCAGGAGCCUACAUCAGGCAUCCAGCUUACUCAGGUAACAUGGACAGGUUUGUGUCUGCCACCUAAACAAGACCAAGAAUUAUUAUUUUUUUCUCCAUUGCAAGAACCGCUGGAGCACAGGAACAUUUGGCGGGACUAUUUUAGCAAAUAUGAAAAACAUUGUGAAAAAUAACUGUGAUAUUUAAACUGAUGUUGUUAUUGUGAUCCCAUCAGUUGAGUAAAUUGAACUGAUAAUAAUCUCAAUUUACGCAUGUACAGACUUUUCCUAUUACAAAUUUAAAAAAAAAAAAAAAAAAA